This is a messenger RNA of Drosophila hydei, 896 nucleotides long. Its product is annotated as UPF0428 protein CG16865. Lineage: Eukaryota; Metazoa; Arthropoda; Insecta; Diptera; Drosophilidae. The transcript is spliced from 4 exons. Bases 71 to 859 code for a protein of 262 amino acids. The record is from RefSeq and is a predicted model, not a curated record.
UGCACAUAAAUAGCCUGGCUUUGUUAUCAAACUGUACAUACAAAUAUAAACUUUGCCAUUUCAAAACAAUAUGCCAAAAGUUGUGUCACGUAGCAUUGUCUGCUCAGAUACAAAAGAUCAAGAAGAAUAUAAUGAAGAGAAACCGUUAAACAUAUACUAUUGCUUGUGUAGCAAAAUGUCGCUGAUUUUGGAUUGCACAUUAGACCAGCUGCCGCUGCGAGAGGUGGACAAUGCUCGUGUUAUUGAUGCCAAUGACCAUGCCAAUAAAUUGACAUACAACCCAGCACCUAAAAUGAUCUACAUACGACGCAAAGGGAAGGGAAUUGAAAAGCAGUACCGUUAUAAUUGUCGCAACUGUAAUCUGCCUUUGUUCUAUCGCCAUAAUUCCGACUCCCACGUCACAUUUGUCAUGAGCAAUGCCUUGCUCAAAAAUAAAGGAGAACAGCCAUUGGCCCAGAUUCUGGCAAUGGAGGCAAAAGCCAAAACCAGCACCAAUAACACUACAAACAACAACAUUAGCACAGCCCAUGUAGCGACUAUUCCACCACCAAGCACAUCAGUGGUUCCUGCCAGCGCUGAGGAUUCAGGAAUUGUCGAUGCCAGUGGCAAAAAAGUUAUGGUCACGCGCCAUACCAAGAAUAUGGGCAAAUUUAGCUCGGUCACCGUAUCCACCAUAGACGAGGAGGAGGAUGAAAUUGAGGCGCGUGAAAUAGCCGACAGCUAUGCAAACAACGCCCGUAUCAUUGAGAAGCAACUUCAGCGCAAAGGUGGCAAACUCAUUGACCUUGGUACCAAACCCAAGUCAGAGGAAAUGCCUCCUCCGCAGAAAAAACAACGCGGGACGCUGCUGGAAAGAUAAUUACUGCACAACAAUCCUAAUAUUAAAUAUAUACGAU